UAUAUAUUCUCCUCAGAGGGUGCAGUGAGGCCCUGCAGCACUCUCACUUCUUCUCAGCUCCAGUUGACUGACUACUUCUGCAAAGAUGGCUGGUAUGAUGAUAAAGAACAUGUCCUUCAAGGUCGGGCAGACCCUGACCAUUGUUGGAGUCCCCAAACCUGACGCUACAAAUUUUGCAGUGAAUAUCGGCCCCAACGAGAAGGAUAUUACGAUGCAUAUCAACGCUCGUUUUAACGCCCACGGGGACGAGAAUGCGGUGGUCUGCAACUCAUACCAGGACGGCAUCUGGUGUGAGGAGCACCGAGAGGGAGGCUUUCCUUUCUCUCUGGGAGAGGAGUUCAAGGUCCUCAUUGAAUUCACCCCGACAGAGUUCGUGGUGAGUUUAUCAGAUGGCUCCUUGAUCCACUUCCCCAACCGCAUGGGUGCAGAGAAAUACUCGUUCAUCAGCUUUAUUGGGGAAGUUCGCAUCACGAGCUUUGAGAUCAAGUAAACCUCCAUGCUGCCAGGAGUCUUUUGCUUUCAAUUGUGUUUGUCCAGCAGUAUGUCAUAUUUAGCCCCAGCUUUUAAGUUUGUGAAUACCAUGAGGUAUCAGCAGUGCCUUUCAUGUUUCUCACACAGUGUAUGUGUGUAGGAAGAAUUUGUUGAAAUGUGCGUAUGCAAGCAAACACAGAAACGAAUAUGGAUACAUAAGAUGGACUCAUACAAUGUCAUAAUGUUCAGAUGUAAACAUCGUAACUGCAUAACCUUCCUGAACACUUGACAGAGCUACGGACUGGAAAGAAACCAAACAUACAAUUGUCCCGUUUCAUUUUUUCGCUUUGCAGUUUGCAAUGUUUAGUUGAAAUGUUUUGCAAAAAAUCUAAACCGAUUGUUAUCUAAGGUGCCUUGAAAUGCUGCAUGUUUUCGUUUUCCCUCCCAGACAUUCCAGAUUGAUAUCAAAGUGUAAUGCUUGCCUUUACAACAUGAAUAAAGCAUAUCCUUCAUAAA
This is a messenger RNA of Trematomus bernacchii (emerald rockcod), 987 nucleotides long. It is a transcript of the gene lgals2a, whose product is annotated as lectin, galactoside-binding, soluble, 2a. The record is from RefSeq and is a predicted model, not a curated record. Gene Ontology annotation, molecular function: laminin binding; carbohydrate binding; galactoside binding. Bases 86 to 490 code for a protein of 134 amino acids. The transcript is spliced from 4 exons. Lineage: Eukaryota; Metazoa; Chordata; Actinopteri; Perciformes; Nototheniidae.